Closterium sp. Yama58-4 is the source of this 614-nucleotide messenger RNA. Lineage: Eukaryota; Viridiplantae; Streptophyta; Zygnematophyceae; Desmidiales; Closteriaceae. The record is from the annotation of a GenBank genome assembly.
CGCCGCCGGCUGCCAUUGCGCCGUACCUGGCGGCAGCGCAGGGCGUGGGGGCGGGGCGGCAGCGGCGGCGGCGGCAGUACGGGACGUACGGGGACGACGUGGAGGACGAGGUGGAGGGCUUCGAGGAGCCCGCGGAUGAAGGGGAGUGGCGCCACCUCUACGACGCGCGGGGGGUGGUUGACAAGUGGCUCGGUGACCCCGCGCUGUGGGGCAUGCUGUCAGCGGAUGUGUUAGGAGGUGAUGGGGAGGAGGAGGAGGAUGAAGGGGAGGGUCCCGAGCUGAGAUGGGAGACACGCAUGGUGCUGGGGCCAGGAGGCGAUGCGUGGCAUCCGGCGAACCGCAAGGUAAAGGUGAGCGUGUUCGUGCGCGACCUGCAGCUGUCCCGCCUGGCCAAGGAGCGCCUGCUGGCGCUGGUGGGGCGGCGCUACAACGCCCAGCGCGACGAGCUCACCAUCGUCAGCGAGAGGUACCGCCACCGGGAGGAGAACCGCAAGGACGUGUUUCGCAUUCUGCAUGCGCUCAUCGCCGAGGCAAACAAGGCAGACCACCUCGCAGCUCAGGCGGCGGUUGAAGCUGCCUCCAUCACAUGCUCCCAGGCCUCCUCUGUGGCAUAG